GGCGGAGAAAGAAGCAAAAAGAGAACAGAAAGAAAACAGACAACAGAUUCAGAUUCAAACUAAGAAAGCAACAGGAGGAAAGAUUUCACAGUGAUGGGCUUCUACCAAACUGCAGCGCUUCUCUGCUUUCUUUUUGUUGCUGUUUGGACACAGGGCACAGUGUUACCAGGGCUAGAAAAUGGGGAAACAGCAGGUAUAGAAAAUGGGGAAACAGCAGACUGCAGAGAGGAAAUGUACCCGUGUACGAGGAUGUACUCUGUCCAUCAGCCAAUGAAGACAUGCUUCAAAUCAAUGUGCAUUUCCAAUCUUCGACGUGUCUACGUGAUUAACAAUGAAAUCUGUGUGAGGACCGUGUGUCAGCAGGAAGAGAUCCUAAAAGCGGAACUAUGCAGAGAGAAGUCUGGGUGGCCAAAACGACUUCAGAGGUCAACCAGAAAGCGCUGCCAGCCUAAAAAGUGAUCCAGAGAUUAAAAAAAAAAAAAAAAAAAAAAAAAAACUGGAUCGAAGGACUUUUUAAUGAAAUUUAUU
Messenger RNA from Trichomycterus rosablanca, 528 nucleotides. It is a transcript of the gene mfap5, whose product is annotated as microfibril associated protein 5. The record is from RefSeq and is a predicted model, not a curated record. Lineage: Eukaryota; Metazoa; Chordata; Actinopteri; Siluriformes; Trichomycteridae. Gene Ontology annotation, biological process: embryonic eye morphogenesis. Gene Ontology annotation, cellular component: microfibril. The transcript is spliced from 7 exons. The coding region runs from base 94 to 459 and encodes 121 amino acids.